Molecule: messenger RNA, 3827 nt
Organism: Gadus macrocephalus (Pacific cod)
Lineage: Eukaryota; Metazoa; Chordata; Actinopteri; Gadiformes; Gadidae
Gene: kaznb
Product: kazrin, periplakin interacting protein b
Exons: 17
Coding region: 143-2719 (858 amino acids)
Molecular function (GO): protein binding
Source: RefSeq, a predicted model, not a curated record
CUCUCCCCUCGCCGGCAGCAGCAGAUCAGCAGCGGCGACAGAAGCAGCAGCAGAUCUGGUCCGGAGGAGGAGAGCAGCCGUCAGCCCCAGUCCAGGAGACACAUCACACCGCAGCUCCCACGGAGUGAAGCGCGUGUCAGACAUGGAGGACACUCUCACCUGCAGCCAUGCCACCUUCUCACAGGUGUUUGGACACCAGGGACAGCUCAUGCAAGCCACGGUUCAGUCUCUGAACAGCCUCAACGACCAGAUCGCCCACUUCAUGGUGACCCGACCCAGCAGCCUGACCGAUGAGGACGAGGCGGAGGCCUUCUACCCCAGGCCGGGAGAGCCUUUAAGGAAAUCAAUGACUCUCAUGAGGCACCUGCUGAUGGACGCGCAGGGGAAGAUCCUCCAAAUGAUGGAGGACAACAAGCAGCUGGCCCAGCGUAUCGACGGGGCCAUCCGCUCGGCCGGCCAGGAGGUGACCAACCUGCGCUCCGAGCUGUCGGCCACCAGCCGCCGGCUGGCCGAGAUGGGGGCCAACAGCCCGCCGGCCCUGGAGAACAACCACCACCACCACCACCACCACCUCCACCAGCACCACCAGCACCAGCUCCAGCUCCAGCAGCAGCAGCAGCAGCAGCAGCAGCAGCAGCAGCACCUGCAGCAGCAGCAGAACCACCACGAUGACAGCCUGCACUACCAGAUGCUCCUGCGUGAGGAGGUGGCCCAGCUCCAGGAGGAGGUGCACUUCCUGCGGCAGAUGAAGGAGAUGCUGAGCCGCGACCUGGAGGAGACGCAGGAGGGCGGCUGCUCGGCCGGCCUGCUGUCGGCCACGGAGCUCCGCGUGCAGCUCGGGGACAAGGAGCAGGAGCUGGACCGCGCCAAGGAGGCCUUACAAGCUAUGAAAGGAGACCGUAAGCGUCUAAAGGUGGAGAAGGCCGAUUUGGUUAGCCAGAUGCAGCAGCUGUACACGACGCUGGAGAGCCGAGAGGAGCAGCUCAGAGACUUCAUACGCAACUACGACCAGCACCGCAAGGAGAGCGAGGACGCGGUCAAGGCCCUGGCCAAGGAGAAGGACAUGCUGGAGAGGGAGAAGUGGGACCUGAGGCGGCAGACCAAAGAGGCCACGGAGCAGGCCAACCUCCUGCGCUCGCACAUGGACAUGAAGGAGAACAGGCUCAAAGAGCUGGAGGCUGAACUCACCAUGGCGAAACAGUCGUUGGCGACCCUGACCAAGGACGUGCCCAAGCGCCACUCGGUCUCGGUGCCCGCCGGCGAGCCGGUGGUCAACGGCAGCCAGGAGUGGGUGAUGCACGCCGACCUGCCGCUCACGGCCGCCAUCCGGCAGAGCCAGCAGACGCUGUACCACGGCCACCCGGCUGACAGACAGGCGGUGCUCAGGAUCAGCCCCUGUCACUCGCGCCAGCCCAGCGUCAUCUCUGACGCCUCGCAGGCCGACGGCGACCGCUCGUCCACGCCCAGCGACAUUAACUCGCCACGCCACCGGACGCACUCCCUCUGCAACUCCAUGGAGGACCUGGAAGACCAGAAGCGUAAGAAGAAAAAGGAGAAGAUGACUCUGGGCUCGCUGUCACGUGUCUUUGCUCGAGGGAAGCAGCGCAAGUCCCUGGACCCGGGCCUGUUUGAUGACUCUGACAACCUGUCAAGCCUCACACACCAGAGCCUAUCAGACGGAGAGGAUCAGAUGGACCGCCUCCGGCAGGCGGAGCUCACCCGGACCACACCCAUGUCCAUGUGGAGGGCUGGAGCUGUGCAAGCCUGGCUUGAGGUUGUCAUGGCAAUGCCCAUGUACACCAGAGCAUGUUCCGAAAACGUCAGGAGUGGCAAGGUGCUCCUUGGGCUUACUGACGAUGACCUAGAAGUGGGCUUGGGCAUCAGCAACCCCAUCCACCACAGGAAGCUCAAACUGGCCAUCGAGGACUACAGGAAGGCUGAAGGAGGCCACAGGCUGUCCCAUGCCUCAGAGCUGGACCCCCACUGGGUGUCCUGCUCGUGGCUGGGCGACGUGGGUCUGCCCCAGUACGCCCAGACCUUCCAGGACCAGCUGGUGGACGGCCGGGUGCUGGGCUCUCUGAGCCGCAGGGACCUGGAGCAGCACCUGGGGGUCAGAGAGCGGGACCACCAGCACAGCCUGCUGCUGGCCGUGCAGCUCCUGCAGCAGCUCAACUUUGACAAGGAGGCACUGCAGGCGCGGCGCGCUAAGUGUGAACCGCAGGAUCAUGACCUGGUUGUGUGGACGUGUCACAGGGUGAUGAAGUGGAUCAGAGACAUAGACCUCCGGGAGUAUGCAGACAAUCUUAAAGGCAAAGGGAUACACGGGGCAUUGAUGGCACUGGACCCAUCGUUUGACACGGACACCAUGGCCAGGGUACUGGGAAUCCCCCACAACAAACACAUGCUGCACCGGCACCUGUACCAAGAGAUGAGGCUGCUCUCCGUCCCACACAGCAGCGCAGAGCAGGAGCGUGAGAGCCUAGCUGGCGUCUCCCGGUCCCCUGGCUCCGCUAACCUCUACGCUGCCAACAGAAUGGCAAUGAGAAGAUCAGUCAUGAGUCCUUCGAGGUUGCAUCCAAAAGGCCAUUCCGUGGACCGGGCUCUGGGUUUCCAUGGCAGCUGUGGAUCUCUGCCUAGAGAGGCCAGGGUGCAAGCUGUUCCCCGAACCAAGGAGAGCCCUGUGCAUUCUUACAAGACUGUUGAGAUCUCCAACGUCUGAGGGAGCACCAGCCAAACGGAAGACCUCAAAGAGAAACGCUACGACUGCGCUCCCAGACUGCUGUUGUUAUUUUCAAGGAACGCAAGUGUAUCUUUCAAGGAAGUUCUUAAAUGUAUUUAUACUUUGAAAGAGGUGGUGGUUGUCGAUGCUGUUAACAUGUCUGAUAUGAAAUGUUAUUAUUCUGUUGCAGGAAUUGGCAUUUGACCAACUAAAAUGAAAAGCACAAAUACUGAAACUGUGUCGUGGUAUCUCAACCUUUUCCAUCAAAUCUAAUCGAGUAAUAAACUACCUGUCAAUUAUCAUGAGCUUUCAUAACAUUAUCAAACCUGUCUUGCUGCUGUAAGAUUUAAGAGUAAAGAGAGCCGAAGAGAGCAAUAUUUUGAAUCCAAAAAAAAUAAGUGUCUCCUCCCUCCCUAUGUUUUACAAGGUUGAACUGAACCAAUCAGGGAAGGCUGAUCGGGCCCCGAUUUGACAGAAAUAAGUGCUCUAAAAUCGAAAUGGUCUCAUUCUGAGGCACUCAAAACAGAUCGGCCAUUUCACUCAUUAAUAGCUGACGGAUGGCCAUUGCAUUUCUACCAAAUCCCUCAAAUAAUAGCUCUAAAAGUACUGCAAACAGCACCUUUCAUACAAAAGUUAGUCUUGAAACUAUGGUUGUCUUAACUCUAGAUGUCUGCCAGAGCUUCUCAGUCCCUCAGGAUACAUUAUAGAUCUAGUGUCACGAUAAACCCAGUCCUCUAGUCUAUGGGACAGGUUCCCCCGGGAUAGUCCAUGACUUAUGUUUACGCACCAUGGGAUCAGCACAAGAUAAACCAUGGAUGUAAAGGAUACACACAUAGGACAACAUUAGGCACAAUGAUGCACUAACACCAGGCAGUCACAAAGAAUGAAACAACCACUUCCAGACCGGAGGGAUAGCAGAGGUCGUAGUUCAGAGAGGGUUUCUGGCAUAACAACUGUAAGAAAGAGUAUGGAGUAUUCAAACUAACUGCACAAAUGGUUGUUCUUAGAAGUAACCCAACACUAGGUCAUCCAGGCUUAUUUAAGCAAGGUUCAUUUUCAUGUCAAUAACAGACUUGUUUUUGUUCAAUAAACUAAACGGGGACCAAUA